AAAACACUCCAAACGUGACAAAAGCUUGAUUUUAUGCUAUAGGAAAGCAGCAGCGUGUUAUCUGGGCAAUUCAUUUCUGGAAUCAAAUAAUACUUGUAGUCGCAGCUUCAUUUACAACCCACAUCGCACACCGAACUCGAAGCUCGCAACUGAAACUCAAUACCCAGAACAGAUUCAACUCUUUUGCUAUUGCUGUGACUAUAAAAACAAAGCAUCAAGCCACAAACGAGCAACAGUCAUUGGGUAGUUGGGAACAUGUGGGAGCCACAAGCACUGAGCAUUAUCAUUUACACGCUGCUGGGCCUGGCUCUAACGCUGCCCCUCGAGGAGCCUCGCUACAAUCAACUGGGCUACAAACACGAUCAAUUGGCCAAUUCAACCAUGUGUAAUAACAGCGUAAUUGCCACGACCGAUCGACGGGGGGUUCCGGCCACUACGCCCUCGCCCACGCCCUCGGCCACGCCCACGCCCAUGCCCAGGCCCAGGCCUACGCCACAAUUCGAGUAUGCGCUGCUUGGCCAAGACUCUAGGGAUCAGCAUUGGUAUCGUGUGAGUCUAACACCGCUGGACAACAAGUCGGGCUAUCGAGCGCAGUUCGCAAUGCGACAACCUCCACCAUAUGACUCUCAGCAGGCGCACAAGCACGAUAAGAUGAUCACUGAGUUGCUGAAUUUCCUGGAUAAAUCUGAGGAGCACAAUCUACAGAAGGCCUACAGACAGCUACUGGCCAGUGCCGAGUACAACGACGAGGAGAGCAAGAUGAAGCAGGGCGUGGAUAAAACCGAAGUUCAAAUGGAUGACGACGUGGACUUGAAAAGUAAUUUGAAGACUGAUCCCAAUCAUCGUCUUAUUUUGGUGGCUGAAUUGCCGGGAGCCACGACCGCAAAUAACCAGAGUGGCAACGAUUCGAAUGAGGUGAACAAUUUAGUAUACUUCAUAAAGGGCUUAAAGUAAAGGGUACUUCUGCAUGAUACCCAGUUGAGAGACAUCUAUACCUCGAAUCUGGUAUUAUCUAAUAUUAUCAAUUUCCCAAUUAAUUAUAUAUAUAAAUAAAAAAAAGUAUUAGAAAUAUGAAAGCAUUAAAUAAACGAUUAAAAAAUA
Messenger RNA from Drosophila mojavensis, 1101 nucleotides. RefSeq lists its product as uncharacterized. The record is from RefSeq and is a predicted model, not a curated record. NCBI's taxonomy places the organism in Eukaryota, Metazoa, Arthropoda, Insecta, Diptera, Drosophilidae. The coding region runs from base 256 to 954 and encodes 232 amino acids. The transcript is spliced from 2 exons.